Medicago truncatula (barrel medic) is the source of this 1390-nucleotide messenger RNA. RefSeq names its product DNA repair protein RAD51 homolog 4. The record is from RefSeq and is a predicted model, not a curated record. Gene Ontology annotation, cellular component: Rad51B-Rad51C-Rad51D-XRCC2 complex; replication fork; microtubule organizing center. The coding region runs from base 73 to 1053 and encodes 326 amino acids. Gene Ontology annotation, molecular function: ATP binding; single-stranded DNA binding; ATP-dependent DNA damage sensor activity. Gene Ontology annotation, biological process: reciprocal meiotic recombination; telomere maintenance; DNA strand invasion. Lineage: Eukaryota; Viridiplantae; Streptophyta; Magnoliopsida; Fabales; Fabaceae. The transcript has 10 exons.
GUAUAAUUUAUCGUAAAAUAUUUUGUUUAAAUCAUGAUAGAGAAAACAUGUUGUUGACGGCAUUGUAAGAAAAUGGCACCACUGAACUCUCUUUCGAAAGAGUAUCCACUCAUCGACUCUAACUUCCAAACUUUCUGCGCUUCCCACGCCAUUUAUUCUGUCGAAGAUUUCCUCCUUCACGAUCUCGACGCAUUAUUUGCUUCCGCAGCUAAUCACUCCAAUUCGGAAAGACUCAAGCAGGGUAUUCAUCAACUUCUAUUAAUAGUUGAUGCUUUACAUCCACCAGUGCUAAACGGUUUGCAGCUAAUUGAAGAUGCUAAACGGAAUAAGCACGUUUUCUCCACUGGUUGUGAAGGGAUUGAUGCAUUGCUUGGAGGUGGGUUACGUGUAGGACAGUUAACUGAACUUGUUGGACCAUCCUCUUCUGGCAAGACACAGGUUUGCUUGAUGUCUUCCUCAACUGUUGCAAAGAAUAAGUGUUCAGUUAUAUAUUUAGAUACUGGCAACUCCUUUUCACCCCAGCGUAUUGCAUAUUUUGUUGGACAGUCUUCUGAUUAUGUCUCAGUAAAUCAGGCUGAUCAUAGACUUCUACAGAACAUAUUGGACAGGAUAAUUUGCUACCCAGUGUUUGAUGUAUAUCAGAUGUUUGAUCUGCUGCAUCAACUGAAGAUUAAUCUGAGAUCCCAGGUUUUCAUUGACAUUGUCAAAUCAGAUCAUCAAGUGCAAGUACUUAUUGUUGAUUCAAUUUCUUCACUGAUUACUCCCAUCCUCAGGGGCAAUGGUCCUCAGGGACACGCUUUAAUGAUAUCUUCUGGUUUUUUACUGAAGCAGCUAGCACAUGAGCAUAAUAUUGCAGUGUUGGUGACAAAUCAUGUGGUGGGUGGGGAUGACGGUAAUCCUAAACCAGCACUUGGAGAGAGUUGGAAGAGUGUCCCUCAUGUACGGCUUUUACUUUCACGUGAUUGUAGAAGCAAUGUCAGCAACAUCUCAAUAAUAAAACAUCCAGCUAUGGCUUCUGGUAGGUCUGCAACUUCGACCCGUCUGUUUGUUUGAAACUAUUCUCACCGCUAAUUGGUGAUUCAUCAAAGGAAUAGCCUUUCAUAGAAGUGCAUGGAGAAACUUGUUUUUGUUACUUUUGUCAAAGGAGUGAGUCCUACAAUCUUUCUUAAUAGGUGCUAACCCUAACUCACUCGCAAAUGCUGUCAUUCCUAAUUCUAUAUCUUACUGUAUUUCGACACAUUAGUGCAACAUUGUUACAUUGAGUUUACUCGUGUUGGCAUUUUAUUGUCCAACAUUCUAUCCCAUUGUACAACAUCUUUGAUCGUGCUACAAAAUUUUUCCUUUGGCUUGAGCAGUAUUUUUUAUUACAUAAAUCACCUAUCUCUCCUCA